UGGGAUCAAUGGGGCUGAGGGAUCAGAGAUCAGUGUGGCCACGGGAUAAGUGUGGCUAUGGGAUCAGUGUGGCAAUGGGAUCAGCGUGGCCACAGGAUCAGUGGGGCUGUGGGAUCAGCUUGGCCAUGGGAUCAGUGUGGCCAUGGGAUCAGUGUGGCCAUAGGAUCAGCUUGGCCAUGGGGUCAGCUUUGCCAUGGGAUCAGUGUGGCCAGGGAUUCAGUGUGGCCUCAGGAUCAGCAUGGCUGUGGGCUCAGUGUGGCCACAGGAUCACUGUGGCCAUGGGCUCAGGUGUGGCUGUGGGCUCGGUGUGGCCAUGGGAUCACCGUGCUCAUGGGAUCACCGUGCCCAUGGGAUCACUGUGCCCAUGGGAUCACCGUGUCCAUGGGAUCACUGCUCCCAUGGGACCACCGUGCUCAUGGGAUCACUAUUCCCAUGGGAUCACUGUUCCCAUGGGAUCACUGUGUCCACGGGAUCACCGUUCCCAUGGGAUCACCGUGCCCAUGGGAUCACCGUGUCCAUGGGAUCACCGUUCCCACGGGAUCACCGUUCCCAUGGGAUCACCGUGUCCAUGGGAUCACUGCUCCCAUGGGAUCACUGUGUCCACGGGAUCACUGUGCUCAUGGGAUCACCGUGUCCAUGGGAUCACUGUUCCCACGGGAUCACCGUGCCCACGGGAUCACCGCGCCCACGGGAUCACCAUUCCCAUGGGAUCACUGUGUCCAUGGGAAUCACCGUUCCCAUGGGACCACUGUGUCCAUGGGAUCACCGUGCCCACGGGAUCACUGUGCUCAUGGGAUCACUGUGUCCAUGGGAUCACUGUUCCCAUGGGAUCACUGUGUCCAUGGGAUCACUGUUCCCACGGGAUCACCGUGCCCAUGGGAUCACUGUGUCCAUGGGAUCACCGUGCCCAUGGGAUCACUGCUCCCAUGGGAUCACUGUGCUCAUGGGAUCACUGUGUCCAUGGGAAUCACCGUUCCCAUGGGACCACUGUGUCCAUGGGAUCACCGUUCCCAUGGGAUCACUGUGUCCAUGGGAUCACUGUGCUCAUGGGAUCACUGUUCCCAUGGGAUCACUGUGUCCAUGGGAUCACUGUUCCCAUGGGAUCACUGUGUCCAUGGGAUCACCGUGCCCACGGGAUCACUGUUCCCAUGGGAUCACUGUUCCCAUGGGAUCACUGUUCCCAUGGGAUCACUGUUCCCACGGGACCACCGUGCUCAUGGGAUCACCGUGGCCACGGGAUCUCUGUGGGAUUCCCAUCUGCGAUGCUGAGGGAUCCCGCCUGCUGCAUUCCUGCUUUUUCUGGG
This is a messenger RNA of Zonotrichia albicollis (white-throated sparrow), 1304 nucleotides long. NCBI's taxonomy places the organism in Eukaryota, Metazoa, Chordata, Aves, Passeriformes, Passerellidae. The record is from RefSeq and is a predicted model, not a curated record.